Messenger RNA from Drechmeria coniospora, 2670 nucleotides. RefSeq lists its product as uncharacterized. The transcript has 3 exons. Gene Ontology annotation, biological process: protein secretion. The record is from RefSeq and is a predicted model, not a curated record. Lineage: Eukaryota; Fungi; Ascomycota; Sordariomycetes; Hypocreales; Ophiocordycipitaceae. The coding region runs from base 1 to 2670 and encodes 889 amino acids.
AUGGCUGAAUCGUCGAGAUCAAAGACUUCGCCUCCGAGGGUAGUAGAAGCCAUCGUUGAAGCUGCAAAGAAUGCCUUUGAUCCGUCACUGGACCCGGGAAGCCAAAAGGCACGACUGAAGGAAUAUGACAGCCUCAUCGCAAGGCAUCCAAAUGCCCUUCCGCCAUGGUUACGAGAGCCCCUCCUGAAAACCCUUACCCUUCUCCCGCUCAGGGCCGACGGUGUUCGCGGGACAUUGGAGUUUGUCUUCUCCGUCCACCCCAGUAAUAAUGCAACCGUAGUGGAAGCAAGCCAACGGCAGAAUAAAGGUGCCGGCAUUACGCAAGAGGCAGUGGCCGUGGCUACGAAGCUUCUGUCCUCGGUCCCGGCAGGGAUCUUGCCCGAGGCCUGGUACAGCGGCAUCUCCGAACAGAUGUUCAGCUUGAUCGACGGCGAAGCAGGACCAGAUCUUGGCAGGACGGCGGCGCAAAUAGUUGGCUUUGGAAUACUCGGAAAGAGGCGAUUCGGCGCUCCCGGGGCACCAGGGUGGCAAGUCUUUGUCCAGCCACUUCUCGAAGACGUCAACCCCUCUCUCUGGGCGGUAGACAGGCAUAUCGGAGCAGAAGCGGUGGCCGGCGCGGAAGGCCUGAUUGACCUAACUCGAGAUGGAAUACUUGUUCCGGCUUCGUCUUGUGAGAAAUCCCUAAACCGCUUGAAAGUCCUCAUACUCUCCAACCCGUCGCCAGGGUUGUGCAAGAGAGUGCUCAGCCCCGUCAUCCUGCAGCUUUGGUGCCUAUCAGCCUGGAAAGGUCUCCCGCCAGCAAUCGAACGGCGGUUCUGCGACCCAGCGCGCACUCUUGUGCAGACAUACCUAAGAUUGUUCAGCAGCUUGGAUGAAAUGCUGCCCAUCGUGCACAACAUCACCUGCGCUGGUUCUACCGACCCACGGAGGCCGAUGUGGCGGUACCAGCUUCACGAUGAAGAGGGGAUCGCAGCGGUCGCACCCCGAGCGUUUGCAUCGCCGCACGGUGACAAUUUCGCCGACAUCGAUGAGAAGGCGGCGACGUUUGUGACGACCAUCAAGACAGCUUGUUCGAGCGAAGACAUUUCCACCGUUUUCGUCCACCUUCUCGGUCGAAGGCUGGAAAGUGCCGAGAAGGCGGAGGGUGGGCAUGUUCAGGUGACAUACGAAGAAACAGACGACAAGGGCCUCGAGCGGGAUUUCAUCGAGGCAAAAGUGUUGCAGCAAUUCAUGGACAAGAUCCCCGAGGAUCUGGUCAGUCGCUUUGACCAGCUCCUGACGGUCAUUUGCCGCGUUCUGACGACGGAUGGGCGAUUGUGCCUCGGAGACGACCUCACCGCAGUCGUUCUUAGUCUUUUGCACCUCGUCAUCACGGCGCCCAACUUCCGGAGGUCCAGCAUCAAGCCAGGUGAGCUCAAAUCCAUCGAGGAAGGUCUUGCGAGGAUAGCGCGGAUGCCUCAGCGUGAGAUUUCGACGACGGCCAAGAACCUGCGAAUGCUUCUGAGGAACAUUGACGAAAUGGAAGACAUGGAUGGGUCUUUGCCGUCGGCGCCGAGCGCUCGGCAGGUGGAGGAUCGGAAAACGUACAAUCUGGCGAUGAGCUACAUCACAGGGCAGAGCGACAACCCACCACCGGUGGUGUCGGAAGGGCUGAAUCUAUUAUCGGGCCUGAUCGUGUCGGAAAGUUCCAUACUGGACAUCACCGCCGUCACGGUCCUGAUGUCUUCCAUGCUCAAGGAAAACGAAGACUACAUCAAUUUCCGGGUGAUGAAGGUAUUCACGCAGCUCGCCAACAAACACCCCAGAUCGACGAUACGGGAGCUGCUUGACAACUACCUCGACGCCCAGGAAAAGUCGUCGACGGACAUUCGGCUACGAUUUGGCGAGGCCUUGGUGCGGGUGAUUGAGCGUCUUGGCGCGACCUUUACCGGCCAGAUGGCAGAGCAAGUCUGCGAGACUCUGCUGUCGAUUGCGGGGCGGCGGGGAUACCGUCCGAAGACGCUGGCGAGGAAGGACAGGGAGGAGAGGCUGCGCAACAUGAAGAUGGCGCAGGGUGAGGAGGCCGACGAGAACGACAACGAGGCGGUGGAUUUGGGCGAACUGACGGCUGAAGAAAGGACCAACAACGACAUACUGGCUCGCAUCAUCCAAGGAUGGGAGAGCAAGCGAGGAAGUGAGGAUGUCCGGAUGCGAACGUCGUCGCUCUCGAUAUUUGGCGUUGCUCUCGAGACGAACAUUGGCGGGAUCGGGCCGACGCUGGCCUCGGACGGCGUGGAUCUCUGUGCCAACAUCCUCACCCUCGAGCCAGAGUUGGAGUUUGGUAUUCUCCGCCGCGCGGCGGUGAUGGCAGUGAUGAGCUUCGUUCGGGCCCUCGACGAGGCGAAAGAAUCGAAGCAGUCUCUCGGUUUCGGCCUGACGAGCUCGAGCCGGACGGAGAUACAACAAACGCUGGCGUACGUGGCGCAGACGGACAACGAUGGACUCGUGCAGCAGCACGCUCACGACGUUGCCGAGAGCCUCGAACACUGGCGGCUCUCGAGCAUGCUACCGAGCCAAGGCGAGAGGACUUUGCCGAGCCUCGGACGACUCGCCGGGCUGCAGCUCAACCUUGAGGGGGCCGUCGUCGAUGCGUCGGACCGCCCUCGACCCCGGAUCGAGGAGGUGGAAUAA